Molecule: messenger RNA, 4730 nt
Organism: Linum trigynum
Lineage: Eukaryota; Viridiplantae; Streptophyta; Magnoliopsida; Malpighiales; Linaceae
Source: the annotation of a GenBank genome assembly
AGUACAAUUCAUUAAAAAAUUUAACUAUUAUAAGUUUAAUUUUCACGAACAACCCAAAAUAUUUUAAUAUUUUGAAAGUUCUCAUGUACACUUCGAAAUAGGCCUAUUUCAAUAUAUCUAAUUUAUGUAUUGAUCACAUAUUCGACAAUGAACUAAUUCAUGAUGUAGCUUAAAAAAAAUGUAACUAGCUGCCAGGGGCGGACCCAAGGGUGUUUAGGGGUGUCCCCGGACACCCCUAAAUUUUGGGAAAACGAUUAUCCAACCCCCAGUAGUAAUUUACGUAUUGACAAAAAAAUUAUAAUUGAUAGUCGGGGACAUCCCUAAAUUUAAAAAAGUGAUUAUCCUACUCUCAUCUUUUAGUUUGAGGAUGAGAAUAUAAGUCGUAAUUUGGGUAAUUCGAACCUAGGACACUUUUAUUAUUAAUAAACAUAAUUUUCAUUAGGCUACAACUCAUGUUAUUCGAUUUUAAACACUGUGUAAUAGUAUAAUGUCAUUCUCUAUCUCUAAUUAUUUUCAAAAUCUAACAAUUAAACAAAUUUCAAGCUACCCUUAAUUUGUAUUGAUUUAUGGUUGUACAACAAGUAUUGAAAGAGUCUUUUCAGCUUUGGAUUACAUCAAGAACAAGUUUAGAAAUUGAAUAUGUGAUCAGUUCGUGAAUGAUUGUCUAAUAUGAUAUACAAAGACAAUUUUUUUUGAAUAGUGUAGACCCCAAGUGUGUUCUACAAUCAUUUUUUAAUAUGAAAACAAAAUGUGAAUUUUUUCAAACUGUAUGAGUAAAGUAUUUCUUAUUUAAAUAUUAUUUAUUUUUUAUUAAUUAUUUUAGAAUUAUUUGUAUUUAAUUUAUUUUUUAAAAGAGGACACCACUAUGUAAAAUUUCUGGGUCCGCCACUGCUAGCUGCCAUGUCAACACAUGCAACCGGAACCAAUAAAGUCAAUAUUAGCUUCAAAUUUGAUUAGGGAUUUAGGUAUUUCAAAAUUCGGAGUUUGAUUUGAAUGUUAAGAUGAUAAUUAAUCUAAUUUAUAGAAUUACUUUGAUAAAAAAAAUGAAUUGCAAUUUAGUUCGUAAACAUAUUUUAUUGACUUGGAGACUUAGUGCUUAGAUCCUUAAUACUACCAUAUAAGGUCAAUCGUGCUAUUUCAAAAUUUAUGGGGUGUCACAACUCACAAGACAUUUCCUGAACCACUUGACCCCACUUAUGACUACGAUAUUAAGAGUUAAUUAAAUACCAACUUUCGAUCAGAUACUCUUACAUCGUAUUAAGAACCUCUUUAUCUUCAUAAUGUCAUUUUCCACCAUAACCUCAAUUAUUUUUUAUUCAAGAAAGGGUGCUUGAAUUUUUUUUAGUAAAACCCUACACCCUGUUUGUUCAUGUUUGUACAAAUUUGUAUGGAACUCUUGCAAACUGUAAAGUCCAUGCUAUGGGUCCCUCUCCAACACCCAUAUAAUGCAUCCACUUGCCUAACACACCACGGCUACAUAAUAAUGUUGGACAACAUGUUUGUGUUUGAAAAAAAAAAUCUACACAAAAAAAAAACAAAUAAAUAAUUGCAGAACUUCCAAUAGAAAAGCCCUCAGAAUCCCUAUAAAUACCAUAGCUUGUCUACAAAGAUUGAUAUCACCAAACUCCCAAAACCAUCAAACCCCUCUUGAUAUUUCUCCUUUCUCUCCCUUUCUUCAUCUUUGAAUCUCACCCUCAUUGUCCAAUAAUGUCUCCUGUGCCCAUUUCACAAAUCAAUACCGGCCAUAUCGAUGAUGUUCAAGAGCUAAGGAAGGCUAAGCCAACCUUGAUUCCCGAGAGAUUCGUGAGAGAUGCAACCGAGAGGCCAACACUUCAAUCCGCUAACCGUUUUCCGACAACUUGUGUUGUUCUCGAUCACGAUAGUUAUGACGUCCCCAUCAUCGAUUUGUCCAAACUCAUGAAAGUGGAUGAAGAUGAAGGUUCGUGGAGAGCAGAGAUUCUGAAGCUUAAGAGAGCUUGCCAGGAUUGGGGAUUUUUCCAGGUAGUCAACCAUGGGAUCGAUUUGAGCUUAGUUGAAGGGAUAGAAGAGGUGGCAAAGGAGUUCUUCAUGCUUCCAUUGGAGGAGAAGCAGAGGUAUCCCAUGGUGGCAGGGACAGUUCAAGGGUAUGGUCAGGCAUUUGUGUUCUCUGAGGACCAAAAGCUUGAUUGGUGCAACAUGUUUGCUCUUGGAGUUGAGCCCCAGUUUAUAAGGAACCCAAAACUAUGGCCCAAAAAUCCACCCAAGUUCAGUGGAACUGUUGAAGAUUAUUCCAGAGAAGUGAGGAAGCUGUGCCAGAACCUACUGAACUCCAUAGCCAUAACUCUUGGCCUGAAAGAAGGAACCUUCAAUGAGAUGUUUGGAGUGGGAGUGCAAGCCAUAAGGAUGAACUACUACCCACCAUGUUCAAGGCCUGACCUGGUUUUGGGCCUCAGCCCACAUUCUGAUGGGAGUGCACUAACAGUUCUCCAGCAAGGGAAGGGCAGCUCAGUUGGUCUCCAAAUCCUCAAGGAAACCAAGUGGGUGUCUGUUCAGCCAGUCCCUAAUGCUCUGGUCAUCAACAUUGGGGACACCUUGGAAGUACUAACGAAUGGGAAAUACAAGAGCGUGGAGCACAGGGCAGUGACCCACAAGGAGAAAGACAGGCUUUCGAUUGUCACAUUCUAUGCUCCCAGCUAUGAGGUUGAGAUAGGACCAUUGCCAGAAAUGGUGGAUGAGAUUAACAACCCUUGCACUUACAGAAGGUACAAUCAUGGAGAAUACAGCAAGCACUAUGUCACUAGCAAGUUGCAAGGCAAGAAGACCCUGGAUUUUGCCAAGAUCAUUAACUAGCUUAUGAAUUAGCUAAAUGUAUUAUUAAGUAAAUAGUGUGGAACUUUAUUAUCAACUUUUGAAUUAGCAUUAGCAAAGUAGUAAGUAAAGUUGCAGACUUUUGUACAUUAUAUGUUUCUAUGGUGGGUCCUAAGCAAUGAUCAUAAGGAACUACCCUUUUGUCAAAAGUUUGGUGGUUGGUUGAUACUAAUAUGGAAAAAUAUGUCACUUUUCCACUGAUUUUCAUUCUUAGAUUCCUUGACUGGGGAAACAAACAUGCAAUGAUUUAAGGGCUAAAUCCACCAUAAAAAAAGAACAAAGAUCUAGCUCAAAUAUGUCCCACUUCCUUAACUCAUUUUGACAUGGUUAGGUCUUUCAUUAGAUAGUUAUUUAUAUAUAAAAUAGAGUUUGUUGGAUUUUACUAGGGGUCGUUUGGAAGUUGUGAUUGUUAAAUAGAUGUAUUGUUGAGAAUGCAUGUACAAUAUUAUACAUGUAUUGUCGAAUUUGAUGCAUUGUAGAAUACAAUGUUUGGUAUGUAUGAUUGUGUAUGUCGCAUAAGCUAAAAGCUGAGACAAAACAAUCUCAACUCAACUAUCUCAACAAAACAAUCACAACUAAAAGUUGAGAUAUAACAAUCACUCAAAAUGAGUGAUAGUUUCUGUCACAUCACAGAAACAAUCCAUGUAUUGUUUCUGCUAAAAAAACAAAAAAACGAUGCAUUGUAAACAAUACAUGCAUAAUGACAAUCUCAACAAAACUAUCGCAACUUCCAAAUGACCCCUAAAUUUUUUCGUGAAUGGAUAUAAAUUAGUUGCUUUAUACCUCAAUCUCGAUCUCUCACAUGUUAGAAGUUUCUUUAGUCUAGUGAAAGUUAUUGGAAGGAUCGUCAUUGAAAUUUGUGGGAGGUUACUAAAUCUACUAAAAUUUUGUGGAAUUAAAUAGAUAGGUCGUCAGAAAUCAACUAAACUCCUAACUUUCUAGGGUUCAUAGGAAGUUAUUAUUUAUUAUAGUCUAAACAAAAUUUAUUAGGUUGGUCAUGUUGUUGGAGUUCAUUAGCAAGUUUUUUUAAGUAUAGUUGAUUGUUUGAUCUCUCAGCUCAAACGGUUUGAUCUCUCAGCUCAUUAGCAAGUUUUUUUAAGUUUUUUCUUUGAAGUAGCUAGAUAACCAUAUUAUGAGAUUUUUAGAUCAAACGGUUGAUGUUUCAUCAACAAGUUGGUUACAGAGAUACCAUAUGUAAACAACAUAUUCAGAUUGUCGCGCCUUGUCUCAAACAAAUUUCAUUAAAAACAAGUUCUCCUAAGAUAAACAUUGAUAGUAAUUAUUUGAUAAAAGUACCGACUUCGAAAUCUAAGAAUUGGUGAUACAUCGCUCUUGCCAUCUUAUUCGAAUCAAACCAACUUGAAAUAGCGUCAAGUGUCGUGAACCAAAAAGUCAAUCUUCUAAACCCGUGACUAAAUGAAGAAUAGGUACAUUAACUUAAAUGAAGAAUAGGUACAUUACUCAAUCCACCAAUCAUGAGAGUAAUUUGACGAAAUGACUAAAAUGUGAUGCAAUUUAGGUUUACUCUCUUUUCCCUUCCUGGCAAUAAGAGAAAGUGGGCAAAAUCAUUUAGGGCCUCCUUCUAUUGUUCAAAAUGUGGAUGGAAUCUACUUUGACAUUAUUGAGUGCAUUAUAAGGGAAGUAGUUAAACAUUAUUGGCAGGAAGGAAUGAAGAAAGCAGAAGCUUUUGAGCACAUUGGUUCAAUUCGAGCACUGAGGGGAAGCAAGUUGGCUUCAUUUUGGCUCUUUGUUUGCCGAAAUGACCGGUGCGACUCUGAGUGGUAAAACAAGCUGCUGAGCGCAAACAAACACAGAAUAUCAACUUUUUUAAUCCGGCGAGAAUUGUAAAAGAGAACUAGAAAUAAUGAAAUAAUUAUGGAAUU